This is a messenger RNA of Ceratosolen solmsi marchali, 1315 nucleotides long. RefSeq names its product TBC1 domain family member 13. Gene Ontology annotation, molecular function: GTPase activator activity. Gene Ontology annotation, biological process: intracellular protein transport; activation of GTPase activity. Bases 53 to 1252 code for a protein of 399 amino acids. The transcript has a single exon. NCBI's taxonomy places the organism in Eukaryota, Metazoa, Arthropoda, Insecta, Hymenoptera, Agaonidae. The record is from RefSeq and is a predicted model, not a curated record.
UAUUAUUAUUAUUUGGGUGAUCAUCUAUGAAAAAACUGACUUGGUAAGGUUCAUGCAAGGGUGUAUAAUGAGUAUUUUAAAGAGAAAAAUACAAGAGUUUGAAGAUGCUCUCUUUACAAAAGAGAUUGAUGUAUAUCAACUGAAGAAAUUAUGCUUUAAUGGUAUACCCGAUGAAGGCAGUUUAAGACCACUGUGUUGGAAAUUAUUACUUAAUUACAUACCUUUUUCAAGGGAUAAGUGGACCCAAACAUUGACGUUAAAGAGAGAACUGUACAAAUCAUUUAUCGAUGAUCUCAUUGUCAUUCCAGGGCAGUCGAAUUUAGAAAGGGGAAGAAUCGAUGUUACAACCGACGAUCAUCCAUUGAAUUUAGAUCCGGACAGCGAAUGGCAAACUUACUUCAAAGAUAACGAAGUUUUAUUGCAAAUAGAUAAGGAUGUAAGAAGAUUAUGUCCCGACAUAUCGUUCUUUCAACAAGGAAGCGAGUAUCCCUGCCAAGCUAUUGUUCAUAGUAACGGACAGAAACGCUUGCAUCAAAGAGUACACCAUACAGUGCUAAAAAGUGCUAGCGUAGAAAGAAAAGGUCUUGGUAUAACGAAAAUUGCUGUUUCGACUCGUAAAGCUGCCGAGGAUUAUGCUCCGCUAGAAGGUGGCGAAGCGCAUUGGGAAGUGUUGGAAAGAAUUUUAUUUAUAUUUGCAAAAUUAAAUUCCGGUCAAGGCUACGUUCAAGGCAUGAAUGAAAUUGUUGGGCCUAUUUAUUAUUCAUUUGCUUGCGAUCCUGACCAAAAAUGGAGAGAGCACGCGGAAGCCGACACCUUUUUCUGUUUUACAAAUCUCAUGUCAGAGAUCAGAGAUUCUUUUAUUAAAUCUUUAGAUGAAGCAGAAUUUGGAAUUAACGCUAUGAUGAGCAAAUUAAUGCAAGAAGUAAAGUUUAGCUGCUACGAGGUUUGGAUGCGCUUACAUCAGCAGGAGCUCUGUCCCCAAUAUUACAGUUUCAGAUGGUUGACUCUUCUACUAUCGCAGGAAUUCCCAUUGCCCGAUGUUAUGAGGAUAUGGGAUUCUUUGUUUUCGGAUGAAAAUAGAUUUAAUUUCUUAAUUCAUAUUUGUUGUGCAAUGAUUUUGCUAUGUAAGGAACAAAUACUUAGUGGAGAUUUUGCAACAAAUGUAAAAUUGUUGCAAAAUUUUCCAUCCACGGAUGUACAAAUUGUAUUAACUAAAGCAGUCGAAUUAGCCGAAAAGUCUAAAAUGUUCUGAUUCAUUAAUUACGUAAGAACUUUCUCAAACAAUUAGCAUUUAUUAAUAAUAAGUACAUCAAUU